CCUGUCGUUGGCUGGAACUGCUGCACAACCUGUUUGUUGAUCGCUUAUGUGGCUUAUUAACACCCCGACUUUAUUAUAAGCCGGGUGGAUUUCUCAGGGGGAUUUAAGUUGCUGUCGCCAAGAAGAGAUAGCUAGCAGUCUGACAGCAGACACCUACUACACAACGAGUAUGUCCUAAAGCUUUUAUUUUGGCGACUGAAUUAAAAUUGAGAAUAGGCUUCUUUUUUUUUUUCAAAUGUAGCAUGCUAGCUGUUAGCUGCGUCGCGCACAGAGUACACACAGACGUUUUGUUCUGCUCUUGCAACAGCCUCUGCAUGACAAACGAUCACAAGUGUUGAAGUAUAGAUAGGUCGCAACAAAAACACACACACAGCGGUUGUUUUGUUGAGGAACGUGUGAGGAAUAAUCACUUGGUUGGCUAUCCUCAGCCCCCGGGGCUAAACCCCCGGUCUGCCGACCGAAUUGAUGGCCGGAAAUCCGAGGAGGGGCGCCGGGCUCAUCGGCUUGAUGAAGGACGCCUUUCAGCCGCACCAGCAGCCUCUGCAGCCGCACCAACCUGCAGUGGUCGAUAAGAAAAUGGUGGAGAAAUGCUGGAAACUCAUGGAUAAGGUGGUGCGUUUGUGCCAGAACCCCAAGGUGGCGUUGAAGAACAGCCCCCCCUACAUCCUGGACCUGCUGCCGGACACCUACCAGCACCUACGCACCAUUCUGUCCCGAUACGAGGGCAAAAUGGAGAUUCUCGGGGAGAACGAUUAUUUUCGCGUGGUCAUGGAGAACUUGACCAACAAGACCAAGCAGACCAUGAGCCUUUUUAAAGAGGCCAAGGAGAGGAUGUAUGAGGAGAACUCCCAGCCCAGGCGAAACCUCACCAAGCUGUCUCUGAUCUUCAGUCACAUGCUUGCCGAGCUAAAAGCCAUCUUCCCCAAUGGCUUAUUUCAGGGAGACAACUUCAGGAUCACCAAAGCUGAUGCUGCAGAAUUUUGGAGACGGUCAUUUGGGGACAAGACCAUAGUGCCGUGGAGGACGUUUCGUCAGGCUCUCCACGAGUUUCACCCAAUCAGCUCGGGCUUGGAGGCCAUGGCUCUCAAGUCCACCAUCGACCUCACGUGCAACGACUACAUCUCCGUCUUUGAGUUCGACAUCUUCACCAGGCUCUUCCAGCCGUGGUCGUCUCUUUUAAGGAACUGGAACAGUCUGGCAGUCACACACCCGGGUUACAUGGCCUUCCUAACCUACGACGAGGUCAAGGCUCGACUGCACAGGUUCAUCCACAAACCCGGCAGCUACAUCUUCAGGCUGAGCUGCACCCGGCUGGGCCAGUGGGCUAUCGGCUACGUGACAGCUGACGGGAACAUCCUGCAGACCAUCCCCCAUAACAAACCGCUCUUUCAGGCCCUCAUUGAUGGAUACAGAGAGGGAUUCUACCUGUUCCCUGAUGGUCGCGCACAGAACCCAGACCUAACAGGGCUGUGUGAACCUUCUCCACAGGACCACAUCAAAGUUACUCAGGAGCAGUAUGAGCUGUACUGUGAGAUGGGCUCCACCUUCCAGCUCUGCAAGAUCUGUGCAGAGAACGACAAGGAUGUGAAGAUCGAGCCCUGCAGACACCUGAUGUGCACCUCCUGUCUCACUGCGUGGCAGGAGUCGGAGGGUCAAGGCUGCCCGUUUUGCCGCUGUGAGAUCAAAGGUACAGAGCCCAUCGUGGUGGACCCGUUCCAUCCAAAGGCCAGCGGGGCUUCCUUUGCUGGUUUUCAGGGUUCCAGCAGAGCAGAAGCUGCCUGCAACGACGAGGAAGACGAUGAUCGCCUGGAGGACCACCUUGUUAUGAGCAGGCUGGCCUGCACCAAGGUAGAGCGCCCGCCCUCUCCAGUGUCUCAGCUGCCUCCAGUGCCCCCCAGGCUGGACCUCCUGCAGCAGAGACCCUCCAGCUCCCACAGCGCACAGACUCAGGGAGCCACAGCCAAGAUGCCGGCCACUCACAGAGACAAGCCUCUACCUCUGCCUCCAGCCCUGAGAGAGCUGCCCCCUCCCCCCCCUCCGGAGCGCCCCUCACUUGUCGGCCAGGACUCCAGACUCCAGAGGAGGCCGCUGCCCUCCACCCCGGACCAGGCCGCCUGGGCUUCCAACUACAUGGUCCCGCGUCCGGCAACCAAGGCCCUGCCAGCCUUGUCCUCCACCCCUCAGAACAACGGAACCAGUGGGGAGGGAAGCAAACCCCAGGCAGCUACGAACGCCGUCUACUGCUUGGCUGCAAGAUCUGUGCCAGCGUCGGCGGCGUCGGGUGGGGAGAAGCCGUUGUCUGACUGUGAGGAGAAUGAGUACAUGAGUCCCACCUCUCUCCCUGCUGCUGGGGCCUCCUGGGUCAUAACGGGCUCCUUGGUGCCCCCGCCUCCGGUCCAGGCGAACCACCACAACGACAUCAGCAGCGAGGUGGCCAACAGUGACUCCGAGGAGCCCAUAGUCUAUGAGUCCAUGUGUAACAUCCAGGCCCAGGCUGGUUCCUGUGACACGGCACAGGCCUCUGAACUGGACCAACCUCAACAUACAGCUGUGGCUCCCCAGGACAAGGAGGAGGAGAUCAUUGAGGAGGAUAUUUACGAGUACGACUGUCCCAGACCGGUCCUCCCUCUCGCCCCCACCAGAAGAACCAUGUCGGAUAUGGGCGGUCCCUCAGCGGCCUUCAGCAGUCUCGGCAUCGACAGUGCAGUAGACGCCAGUAUGUUUGCAGCAGGAGCCGAACCUGAACGUCCCCCCAAACCUCUCCCACGGCGAGCCAACUCCGACCGGCGGCCUCGGCCUGUAAACCGGGAAUUUCCUGCUCCAUUGCCGGACCUCCCCGGUCCCUCCUCUGCUUCCUCCUCUCCUCCUCCUCCUCCUGGAAGCCAGACCUUAAACGGGGAGAUUGAAUGCUUGGUGUCCCAGGGCUACUCCAUUCAGGACAUCCAGAAAGCCCUGCUGAUCGCCCAGAACAACCUGGAGACGGCCAAGAACAUCCUGCGAGAGUUUGUCUCCAUCGCCACAUAGUCGCUGCAGGCACACCCCCCUCUCUAUCUCUAUCUCUGUCUCGUCUCUGUCUCACUCUGUGCCAUUAUCAUGGAUAGCAUUUACCAAGCACUUUCCUGCAGGGCCACAAGUACUUUACUCUGAAGAGUGAAGUAAAGUAGCUGCGUUCACGUUAUAUCAGAAGACAUUAUCUGCAAGUUGUAGUCUUUGAAAAGACCCAAAGUCAUUUCUGCGGCAGGUAUUACUUGCUUUUCUAAGUGGAGUUUUGUGUUAAAAUGUAUUAUUUUAAUUAUCUUGGACUACUGUUAUGCCAAUGCCAAUUGUUUUGACAUUGAAGCCCUUAAAAUCUCUUGUUUACUCGUAAUCGCCACUUGACGAUUGAGGUUUUUUUGGCUCCCUUGAACAGAAGUAUCCGUUGGUCAGUCCAGUUUGGGUUCACGAAGCAGCUCAGUCGAGUCCGAUAUGACCUGAACGCAGCAUACACGGAGAAUGGAAGCCUUUUUAAUGUGAGCUCUCUGUAGCCAAGUUCUGACCCCGUUGUACUUCGCUGAGGUCCACUCGUGCUGUGGCAUCGUUUCCCCCCCUCAGUCCAGAGUACCUUCUCUCAUUACGCUAAGUGUUUGAAGCUACAGUGAUCAGUAGAAGGACCCCGCGGAUAGUCGCUUCUGACUCGGUUCCCGUUCGGUUUUGGUGCUUUUUACGGGCUUCUUGGCAAAUUUUGUGGCGUACGAAUAUGUAGCGACGCUAGUUCUGUCGGAAAAUUUGUGAUUAACGCUGUUGUGUGUGUGUGUGUGUGUGUGUGUGUGUGUGUGUGUGUGUGUGUGUGCUCAAUGCUGAUGAAUGUGAAUGUUUAGUCGCAGUGCAGUAUUGCAGGGCUUCGUUUCGUACGCGUCGCUGUGGCCUCGCUCCGUAUUUUGUUUCGAUGGUAUUUGACCACUUGAACUUGACUCCAUAUUUCCUCUCAGCUCACGGUUCAAUAAUGGUUCUAUAAUGAAAUAACAAGAUUUAAUGUUUAAGUACUCUCAUAAAUUGUUGUGCUGAGUGUAGUACUAACUGGCUGGAUUUUCAGGAGUCUAGUUUGUCAUUUAAUUCCAUGAUUGCCUGCCACCGAAGGCUGGUCUAUUUACUGUAACGCUUCUGUUUAAUCUCAUGGUGUCUUACUAACAAGCAAAAGGACUUUAAAGGGAUAGUUCAGAUAGUUUGAAGUGGGGGGACGUAUGAGGUACUUAUCCAUAAUCGAUCAUUUUGCCCCCAGUUGGGAGAAACAAACGGGAGUAACGGCACAGGAGCAAAGUAAUGUACUACUGAGGACGAGCUCAGCAGCUAAACAUAUUUUAGCCACAAUAUCAAUUAUUUCGAGAGUUUUCACUGCUUUACUUGAUGUUAUAUAUGCUCUCUUCAGAGCUACUAGACUCCAUUGACAAAAACAGUCAUUGUCUGUGUUAUCUUGCAAAACACAGGAGUUGCUGGUCUACCGCCGCCUCCUUUGGUUAGUUUUUGUGUUAUUGUGUGACUUUUGUAAAUCCGAAA
This is a messenger RNA of Anarrhichthys ocellatus (wolf-eel), 4533 nucleotides long. RefSeq names its product E3 ubiquitin-protein ligase CBL-like. Gene Ontology annotation, cellular component: plasma membrane; membrane raft. Gene Ontology annotation, biological process: negative regulation of epidermal growth factor-activated receptor activity; cell surface receptor signaling pathway. The record is from RefSeq and is a predicted model, not a curated record. Lineage: Eukaryota; Metazoa; Chordata; Actinopteri; Perciformes; Anarhichadidae. Gene Ontology annotation, molecular function: ubiquitin protein ligase activity; receptor tyrosine kinase binding; SH3 domain binding.